AUACGUACCGACUGGCCCCAAAAAAAAACUGAUAGCUGGCCAGCGAAAGCGUUGUUCGGUGAAAUUCCCUCUCUCAACCCGACCUGUUCCAUCUCUCAACACCAACUUCAGUUCAUCACCAUUUUCAAUUCCCACGUCAAAGUCGACAACCAGGGAAUUAAGAGAAGCCUGUCCACUGCAGCUUCUUGUCUUUCAAGUUCUGUUCUCUCUUUCCCGUCGACCGUCCGACCUCCUCCUCUCCGACUCCACGGUCAAUUGACUUGUUCAACAAACCGCCGCACAUCAUGUCUCGCAUUCUCCGACCCGCAGCUCGCCUAGCUGCUUCGACCCGGGCUCUUCGCGCUCCCGCUGCCCCUUCGUUCGCCCAGUCUGCCAUCGCUCGCGCUGCUCUUGCUCGACCUGUUGUCUUCGGUUCCGCCCAGACCCGAUCCUACGCCGACGGCCAGAGCUCUGGUGUCAAGGAGGUCACUGUCCGAGAUGCGCUCAACGAGGCUCUCGCUGAGGAGCUUGAGCAGAACGAGAAGGUCUUCAUUCUCGGUGAGGAGGUUGCUCAGUACAACGGUGCCUACAAGGUGACCAAGGGUCUUCUCGACCGCUUCGGUGAGAAGCGUGUCAUUGACACUCCCAUUACUGAGUCUGGUUUCUGUGGUCUCGCUGUUGGUGCUGCCCUCAGUGGUCUUCACCCUGUCUGUGAGUUCAUGACCUUCAACUUCGCCAUGCAGGCCAUCGAUCAGAUCAUCAACUCUGCUGCCAAGACCCUCUACAUGUCUGGUGGUAUCCAGCCUUGCAACAUCACCUUCCGUGGCCCCAACGGCUUCGCUGCUGGUGUCGGCGCUCAGCACUCCCAGGACUACUCCGCCUGGUACGGCAGCAUCCCCGGUCUCAAGGUCGUCUCUCCCUGGAACUCCGAGGAUGCCAAGGGUCUCCUGAAGGCCGCCAUCCGCGACCCCAACCCCGUCGUUGUUCUCGAGAACGAGUUGAUGUACGGACAGAGCUUCCCCAUGUCCGAGGCUGCCCAGAAGGACGACUUCGUCAUUCCCUUCGGUAAGGCCAAGAUUGAGCGAUCCGGCAAGGACCUGACCAUUGUCACCCUCGGGCGCACCGUUGGCCAGUCUCUCGUUGCCGCCGAGAACCUCAAGAAGAAGUACGGUGUCGAGGUUGAGGUUAUCAACCUGCGAUCCAUCAAGCCUCUCGAUGUUGAGACCAUCAUCCAGUCCGUCAAGAAGACCGGUCGUCUCCUGUCCGUCGAGUCUGGCUACCCUGCCUUCGGUGUCGGAUCUGAGAUCCUCGCCUUGACAAUGGAGUACGGCUUCGACUACCUCGAUGCCCCUGCUGCCCGUGUCACCGGUGCUGAGGUCCCUACCCCUUACGCCCAGAAGCUCGAGGAGAUGUCCUUCCCCACUGAGCAGCUGAUUGAGGACUACGCCGCUAAGGUCCUCCGUCUGUAAAAAAGAGAAAUGAGGGUUGAGAGAGAAUAUAGCUUACCUGCUUGAGCAUGUCAGGUCGACGCCCAUGCCUACGUAUUGUGUAUGACAGAGCUUGCUUCAUGCUACCCAUCGUGGCAUAUGAAUUGCGAUGCGGAUGAAAAUCUGAUCCAAUUGGCGUAUUUGAUGGACACUUUUUUGAUAGACGUGCGGAAGGGAAGGGAAAUGUAAUUUUACCGCGUGUUGCCGUGUAUAGUCAGGGCAUAGCAGCCGUCUUAUUAAUGAUCUACCAAUUCA
Molecule: messenger RNA, 1721 nt
Organism: Fusarium oxysporum Fo47
Lineage: Eukaryota; Fungi; Ascomycota; Sordariomycetes; Hypocreales; Nectriaceae
Product: pyruvate dehydrogenase (acetyl-transferring) subunit E1 beta
Exons: 2
Coding region: 285-1448 (387 amino acids)
Biological process (GO): pyruvate decarboxylation to acetyl-CoA
Molecular function (GO): pyruvate dehydrogenase (acetyl-transferring) activity
Source: RefSeq, a predicted model, not a curated record